Molecule: messenger RNA, 633 nt
Organism: Dothidotthia symphoricarpi CBS 119687
Lineage: Eukaryota; Fungi; Ascomycota; Dothideomycetes; Pleosporales; Dothidotthiaceae
Exons: 1
Coding region: 1-633 (210 amino acids)
Source: RefSeq, a predicted model, not a curated record
AUGCCGUGGGCACCUGGUGAGAGCUGGGUCGAGGUGUCUGCGCAGCCUUCGCGUCGUCUUGGGCUCUGGGCGAUGAACGGGCGGGGAGGCAGUCGCGCGCCUAUCACGUCGGGUGCGCGGCGGCGAUGGCGAGGGUCUAGAAUACGGCCGUCGGCGGCAGUCGUGUGCACAGCCGCGCAGAGAAUGGUGAAGAAAGUCGACACGUGUUCGCGUGGUCACGGCGGGCGCUGUCUCUCGGUCGUGGAGCUCUCUCGCACUCACACGGUGGGGCUGGGCUUCGGCAGGCGCGAUCGACACUGUGGCGGCCGUGGCUGUGCAGCCCAACGCAGAGACUGGGCCCACGAAGCUCCAUCAUGCAUGACGUCUAGCUCUCCAACCUCCAGAGAAUCAGGGCAAUCUUCACCGCUGCAAAAUGCUUUAAUAUCAAGUCGCGCCUUCUUCAUUUCUGCUCAUCAUCUCAUCUGUUCGCCAUCCGAGCAGUUUCUCGUCUUUACGCCAGCGCACUCGUCCUCUAUUUCAAGCGGCGUCGCGCCCGUUUCGGAAUUCCAGCAGUCGAGAGCCGCCCACCAACCACACGCCCAGACGCCUACUGAGACAGCCGCAGCGCCGCAUUUUCCUGGACUGCUUGUCUGA